AACUGGUCAAUGCCCUAAUGAGAGCCAUCCAACUGCGAGAGCAAGGCCACUUAAUUCCACCGGAUCAGAAGCACGCAAUGGUCAAGAACAUGUACGCAUGGAGUGAGGUGGCCAAGCGCACGGAACGCGUUUACGCGGCCGCCAUGCGCGAGAGACCGCCCUCUUGGUGGGCGGGCAUUAAGAAUUACUAUAACUGCGGUAUCGGCUUCGGUAUUCUAUACAUAUGGGUAGCACUGACCAAUAUGAUGUGUCUGUUAUUGUUGGACCUCUUGCAACCA
Molecule: messenger RNA, 278 nt
Organism: Anisakis simplex (herring worm)
Lineage: Eukaryota; Metazoa; Nematoda; Chromadorea; Rhabditida; Anisakidae
Source: the annotation of a GenBank genome assembly